AUGGUAUCGACCGAUCAGAAGAGCAUGUCUUCCAGAACUCGAGCCGACUCUACGGCUGCCAAGUAUACCACACAUGAUCCCGAGAGGCUCUCUGUGUCAGUGGGUAAUGUCAGUGACUUGGGCAUAGCGCCAACCCGUCGACACUUUAGCAUGUUCAACAUCAUCGCCUUGAGCUUCAACAUCUGCAACAGUUGGGUCGCCAUAGCGACGAGUCUUGCAAUCGCUAUCAGUGCUGGAGGCACUGCCACUCUGAUCUAUGGUAUCCCCUUGGCGACCAUCGCGUAUGCAGCAACUGGGGCAUCCCUAGCGGAGUUGGCGUCUUGCUAUCCUACUGCCGGCGGACACUCCUUUGUCGUCGUCACCGUUACUUGUCUGGCCCGCUCUGAGAAACAAAGUGCAAAGUAUGUCUGGGCGACCAUGGAAAGCAAUACAGGUUGGCCAGCUGGUGUGACGUUCCUCUCGGGCUUUGCAACAUCGUGCUUCAUCUUUGCUGGCCUCGAUGCCUCACUUCACCUCGCAGAAGAAUGCACAGAACCUGAGAAGACGGUGCCGAAGGCUUUGUGCACGACAAUAGUCAUUGGCUUCAUCACAGGAUUUAUUUUUGCGAUCGCAAUGUGCUACGGCAUCAAAGACAUCAACGAUCUCAUCUCAACUGCUGUGCCCAUCUACGAACUCUGGCGCCAAGCGACUGGCAGCGACGCCGCAGCAACAGUCUUCCUCGUCGUCCUUCUCACCAUCAAUUUGUUCGUUGUCAAUGCCAUUCAGCAGACGUCCUCACAUCUGAUAUGGGCAUUCGGCCGCGACAACGGUCUCGUGCUCUCGAAACAGUUGGCACAGAUGCACCCGGGUCUAGAAGUGCCUGUUUGGUCUCUGCUCGCCAAUGCUGCGGUCAUAUUUGUCUGCGGGUGCAUCUAUCUCGCGUCCACAGCUGCGUUCAAUGCUUUGAUCAACACAACCAUCAUUCUGCAAAUGAUCUCUNUUGCCAUGCCCUGCAUGCUACUGAUGUUUAGAGGCAGAAGCNAAAGGUUCCUUGCUAAAGACCGAUGGUUUCGCUUGCCUGGUUGGCUGGGAUGGACGUGUAAUGCGACUGUUGUCGUGUUCGCCAUCAUCGAAGUCGUCUUCUUUGAUCUGCCGACUUCUGUCCCAACCACGGGAUCCAGUAUGAUGCUGGCCGCAAUGGCGUUGUUCAGCUCUAUCAACUGGGUCUUCUAUGCAAGAAAACACUAUAAAGGCCCGCGUAUUGAAUUGGCGUCGUAA
This is a messenger RNA of Aureobasidium musti, 1257 nucleotides long. Lineage: Eukaryota; Fungi; Ascomycota; Dothideomycetes; Dothideales; Saccotheciaceae. The record is from the annotation of a GenBank genome assembly.